Cajanus cajan (pigeon pea) is the source of this 1311-nucleotide messenger RNA. Its product is annotated as Cleavage/polyadenylation specificity factor, 25kDa subunit. Gene Ontology annotation, cellular component: mRNA cleavage factor complex. The record is from RefSeq and is a predicted model, not a curated record. Lineage: Eukaryota; Viridiplantae; Streptophyta; Magnoliopsida; Fabales; Fabaceae. Gene Ontology annotation, biological process: mRNA 3'-end processing. Gene Ontology annotation, molecular function: mRNA binding.
UUUUAAAGCCGAGUUGAAGCGGUGUGUUUUUACAUGAAGGUGGAUAAAGGGAGCGGGCUAAGGCUAAGGCCCAUGAUCCGGUGCGGGUGAGAUCUAACAGUAAGGAACGGACAUUGAAAUAUGAAAACACACAGACCUAAUCAAUCGGUCAUCCCAAUUUCCAAAAGACAAAACAAACUCACUCUCUUCUGUUCGAUUCAUCCAUAGCAGGGAACACAAAAUGGUGUCGUCGAAGGUGGUGAAUACGUAUCCCUUGUCCAGCUACACCUUCGGCACCAAGGAGCCCAAGAUGGAGAAGGACACCUCCGUCGCCGAUCGUCUCGCUCGUAUGAAAGUCAACUACAUGAAGGAAGGGAUGAGGACCAGUGUCGAAGGAAUUUUACUGGUACAAGAACACAAUCAUCCUCAUAUACUUCUUCUGCAAAUAGGAAACACAUUCUGCAAACUACCAGGUGGUCGUCUCAAACCAGGAGAGAAUGAAACUGAGGGCUUGAAGAGAAAGUUGACUAGCAAGCUUGGUGCUAAUUCACCAGCUCUUGUGCCUGACUGGGAGAUUGGCGAGUGUGUUGCAAUUUGGUGGAGGCCAAAUUUUGAAACUAUAAUGUAUCCAUACUGCCCUCCUCAUAUAACUAAACCCAAGGAGUGCAAAAAGCUUUUCCUUGUUCAUCUGUCUGAGAGAGAAUACUUUGCAGUGCCCAAAAAUUUAAAACUGCUUGCUGUUCCGUUGUUUGAACUCUAUGACAAUGUCCAGAGAUACGGGCCAGUUAUAUCCACCAUUCCCCAGCAACUGUCCAGAUUCCAGUUUAAAAUGAUCACCAAUUAAACGUAAAUUGAAGCUUGCAUGCUGAUAAAUCACUAUUUUUAUUUGUUAUUUUCGUAACUAGGACUGACAUUAUCAUUGAGAGACUAGUUAGAGAACUGAGUUUUGAAGUGGGUUUCUGAAUAGAGUAAGCUUGUGACAUGGUUUCUCUGUUUUUAUUUACUGUACUCGAUUAUCAACCCAAGAUAUUAUCAUGUAAUCAAUUCGUAGGCUGUAUACCUAAGCCGUAGGAGAAAUCAAUGUGAUUAAGAAGUAUCUCGAUCCUAUGUAUGUUGCCUCUGCCCUGCUCAGGAUGCCAAAAUAUUGGAAUGGAAGGGGUAAGGAAUGGAUGACAUUGGUUUUUAGUGUAAGUUUUUGUGGUGAAAGGAAUUGAGUGACAAAAUUAUACGCAUGAAUUCCAACAUAAUCCUCAUGGGGCAAAAUGUAUAAAACAACGGCUAAGUUUAAACUGUACUUUUACUUAUUAAAUACAGAGUUUUAGUGUAUGUGUA